GCUCACCAUUGAGGGCGCUCCGUUGCGCGCAUAUUGUUUUUAUAUAUUUCUGGCGGUCGUCGUCGACGGCACGUCGGGCACGUCGCGCUUUUGCAGUGUGUCGCGUCGUAGUGCGUGUCGGUUCGGCGAAGAAAGUGGAGCGUCCUGCGUUGGAUGUAGAUCCGUUCGGCCAGCCGUUGACGUAAAAUAACGUCGAACGGACUCGCCGUCGUGAAACAAAUUCCUGGAGCAAGGCAGGGAUAACACGGGGGAGGAAAGGGGAAGCGGCGCAUCCCUCGCGAGAAGUUGCGAGAGUGAGCAGAAAGGAAGAGAGAGAGAGGAUGCGUGACGUGACGAGCCUCACGUUCGCUGCGUGAUCGACUGCGUGACAUGAGAGGCGUAUACACCAACAAUAAUAUUGUACAGCCGGCGACGAGGGCGAGUGCGAGGGAGUGAAUAAUGUACUGCACACUCGGAAGAUGCUUUUGCAGGAGGGACGCGAUGAGGGCCCUGAGCACCGGCGAGGUAUCCACCGCAUUGAGGCCGUUUUACUUUACCGUUCAUCCUGAUCUGUUCGGCCAGUAUCCUACACAGAGGACAGUAAAUGAAAAUUCUCUGAAGCAAUUAAGUUCAAUCUUAGAAACUUUGCAACAAAAACAACCUAUACGGCCAACCACUUUACCCUUUUAUUUGCGAUCAAAAGAUGAGAAAGACGUGAAGGCUGGUAAAUUCACGCUUGUCAAAAUACAGUUGAAAGAAAAGGAUCUGAGACAAGCGAUACUUUCCAUUUUAAAAACAUGCGAUCUACCCACGACGUUUGUCGACAAAAUAGAAGAGCAGAAGCCUCCUGUCACAAAGCACAAAUCCAGAUUUUGGCAACGCGCAUAUUCUGGAGAAAGGAUAGACCUUUCGGAAUUGGAGGACGAUCCUAUUUAUGCGUCGAUUAUUAUGAAACGCAAGAUUAAUGCAGAGCCGGAUACAUUGAAAGCAUAUCUGGACAAGCACAUCAACGAAGUACACGUUAAACUGGAAGCAUGCAGACCAGUGAGAGACGAGGUGGAGAAAUUGGAAAAAGUACUGUGCAGUGUGUUGGGUCUAAAGGAUAUCAUAUGGGACUGUGGUUGGAAUAUCACUCAUUAUCGCGGUUGCUUAUUAGCCUUUCAAGCGUUAGCCGAGCAUCAUCCGGAAUCGAUGGAAGUAUUGAGAAAUCGCACUCUCGUAUUUGCAAAUGAUACUGGUAUCAGUUUAGAAGGCAAUGUUAUGUUGAAUUCUGGAGAAGUCAGGCAUAAUUGGUUCGACCUAAUAAAGAAUGUAAAAAAGCAUGAUGCUGUAUUGUUGAAAUUGCCAGCGUUUGAGAAAGCAGUCUCCCAAGUACUCCUUGACAUUAAAGUUGGUCGACGGGUGCUCUAUAUGUGCAGGAAAUUCAUGCCUAAGGUAAUGGUCGGCCAGUAUGAACAACAGCUGCGUCAACUCAUAACCACGAUCUCAGAUUAUCGUAGCAAACGAAAAUAUCCGAGUUCGUGGCCGGCCAGUCUAUCAGCUUACGAAAUUGUCAUCGAAGCCGAAGCAGGUCCUUUGAUGUUAUCGCCGACUGGACAAUUCAUUGUGCCGUCGUCUUGUCCAAGCUUUCUUUUAGUGAAUUUUAUCACGGAAAACUUAGAGGAAGCUACGAAAAGACUAUAUCACUAUAACAACAUAAAGCACGUGGAACGAGAACUUCAUCGUAAAACUAUUAAAGAAUUAGGUUUAGCUGCUCUUAACAAGGACGACAGCAUUACACCGGAUCUUAUGAUACAAUGUUGCGAACGACUGCUUCUACACAAAAAGGAUCUAGCGCCAUCGCUCGAGGGCGUCAUGCUCUGGGUUACUCAUUAUUAUUCUGUUAUGAGCGACGGCGUUCUUUGUGUGCCAUGGGAUUGGAGAUUUUAACUUUCGAUAAAAUACAAAAUAUAUUAACGAUUGUUGUUAAGUCACUAGCAUAAGCAUAACGACAAUGCAAAUAAGUUUUACAAGUCCCGAGAUUUGCAAGAUAGUAAUUAUAGUAGCAGUUUAAAACAGGAAAUUGUCUGAAAGCAUAAGAUAAAGUUAUUAAGUCAAUUGUGUCGAUUGGCAUAUUGAUUUCUUUUUUACAAAGAAGAAAAGCGAAACUAGUAUCAGCAUAGUCGGUUUUAAUGAGAAGAAGCAUUUAGAUUACAUUGUAAGAAUCAUAUUUUAAAAUAGUACCUCUGUGCCGCACAAUUCGAAUGUUAUUAACUCAACGAUAAUGAAUUGUAAUAUCGUUUCUACCUUUGUGAGAGCGGCUAAAGAUAAAUUUCCUUGAAAAUAGUUCGUAAUCCCAAACAAAUUUUUGUAAAAAAAAAAUAUGAUAAAUAUAAGGUUGUCACAAAACUGGAAAUCGAGAAAAUAUCGGAAAAAUUGAAAAUGUGCAGAAAAUCAGAGAAAAGUCAGAAUUAAAAAAAAAAUUGACAUUCUUAAUUUUAAGGAAGUUUGAUGUGCGUCCAACACACGCAGUUUUAAAACACUACCAACUUAAUGAUUAAAUGCAAGCAAUGUCAGCAACUUUAAUAGUAUUAACAUUGCUAUGUUAAAUUACUUCCUCAAUAGAAUAAUUUUAACAAUUUCCAAAUCCAGAACAAAAAUACAACACUUUCAAAAUAUUAAAAAUCAUAUACCAUAUUAUUAAAAUGGUUAAAAUAUUAAAAGGGAAAAUCAUGAACUUUUGUUUGGAAAAAAUUAUUUUAGACGAAGAAAUUUGUGGCAACUCUCUAAACAGUCAGACAGAUAAAUUUAAACUGGAAUUGUUGUAUAUUUAAAAAAAUGAUUACUAGUCUUGCAUAAGUUUUAGUUUAGCUUAAGGGACUCGACGCUGUGCGCUGUAGACAAUUGUAAACAAGAUAUAUGUAUAUUUUUUUAAUUUGAUGUAUCAACUUAAUUGUAAAUGUGUGGUCUGUCGAUUAUAACCAAUC
Messenger RNA from Cyphomyrmex costatus, 2945 nucleotides. RefSeq names its product T-cell activation inhibitor, mitochondrial. Gene Ontology annotation, cellular component: mitochondrion. The transcript has 8 exons. The record is from RefSeq and is a predicted model, not a curated record. NCBI's taxonomy places the organism in Eukaryota, Metazoa, Arthropoda, Insecta, Hymenoptera, Formicidae. Bases 439 to 1908 code for a protein of 489 amino acids.